Molecule: messenger RNA, 2089 nt
Organism: Xiphias gladius (swordfish)
Lineage: Eukaryota; Metazoa; Chordata; Actinopteri; Istiophoriformes; Xiphiidae
Gene: chrna2b
Product: cholinergic receptor, nicotinic, alpha 2b (neuronal)
Exons: 6
Coding region: 61-1728 (555 amino acids)
Biological process (GO): regulation of membrane potential; chemical synaptic transmission; signal transduction
Cellular component (GO): postsynaptic membrane; neuron projection; synapse
Molecular function (GO): transmembrane signaling receptor activity; acetylcholine-gated monoatomic cation-selective channel activity
Source: RefSeq, a predicted model, not a curated record
UGACAGCGGACGGAAACACCUCCGGGGAAGUUGGACUCCUCUUUGCCACCAGAGCACAAAAUGGGACGCAACCACCUGUUCUCUUUGGGGGCGGCUGUCGUGUGGUCCCUACUCCUCUCCCGGUCAGUUCUUUGUCACGAGAAGACGCACUCGCAUGCUGAGGACGAGCUCUUCAAGACGCUGUUUGCCGGUUACAACAAGUGGUCGAGACCUGUGCCAAACAUAUCUGAUGUGGUCAUUGUCAAGUUUGGACUGUCCAUAGCACAGCUCAUUGAUGUGGAUGAGAAGAACCAGAUGAUGACAACCAAUGUGUGGCUUAAACAGGAGUGGAAUGACUACAAGCUUCGCUGGCGACCGUCUGAUUAUGACAAUGUGACGUCCAUAAGAGUGCCGUCAGAACUCAUAUGGGUACCAGACAUCGUCCUCUAUAACAACGCUGACGGCGAGUUUGCUGUGACUCACAUGACAAAAGCUCACCUGUUCCACACGGGCAAAGUUCGCUGGGUCCCACCUGCCAUUUACAAGAGCUCCUGCAGCAUCGAUGUCACCUUCUUCCCCUUCGACCAACAGAACUGUAAAAUGAAGUUUGGCUCUUGGACCUAUGACAAGGCCAAGAUUGACCUGGAGCGAAUUGAAAACACGGUGGAUCUCAACAACUACUGGGAGAGCGGCGAGUGGGCCAUCAUCAAUGCUGUGGGGACGUACAACACAAAGAAAUACGACUGCUGCCAUGAGAUCUACCCAGACAUCACUUACUUCUUCAUCAUCCGAAGGCUUCCCUUGUUUUACACCAUCAACCUCAUCAUCCCCUGUUUGUUGAUCUCUUGCCUCACUGUCUUGGUUUUCUAUCUGCCCUCGGACUGUGGUGAGAAAAUCACCCUGUGCAUCUCCGUGCUGCUGUCCCUCACCGUCUUCCUUCUCCUCAUCACAGAGAUCAUACCGUCCACAUCCCUCGUCAUCCCUCUCAUUGGCGAGUACCUCCUCUUCACUAUGAUUUUCGUCACCCUGUCCAUCGUCAUCACUGUCUUUGUGCUCAACGUGCACCAUCGCUCUCCCAGCACUCACAAGAUGCCACGCUGGGUCCACUCUGUGUUCUUGGACCUGAUCCCACGCUGGCUGUUUAUGCGACGUCCUGCGCCAGAUGGCCGGCGUCGAAGGCUGUUGCUGCUCCAGCAGGAAGCGGCAGUGGAGCAGCGGCAGGGCCAGAUAGCUGGGUACAAAUCUGGCAAUUGCCUCAGUACCUCAGCUAACUGGUUAAGAGACGGCACCACGUUGGAGGACCCUGAGAGAAGCUGUUACGAGGAUUUAGAGCUGGGAACGCUGACGUCGUAUUUCUCCUUCCGUCCUCCUUCGCCCAGACCUCCAGGGUCCACUCCUCCACCGCAACAGAAAACCCCACAGAACAGCCAGACACGAAAGGACGUAGCCGGAGGGACAGACAGACACUUAACUGGGGCCAGAGUCAAUUCCACUCAGCGGCCCAUGAGAGUCGAAAAUAUUGUAUCGGACACAACAUUCCUGCUUUCACCAAGUGUUAUCCGUGCAUUAGAAGGGGUGCACUACAUUGCAGACCACCUGAGGGCUGAGGAUGCUGACUUCAGUGUGAAAGAGGAUUGGAAGUAUGUCGCCAUGGUGAUCGACCGCAUCUUCCUGUGGAUGUUCAUUAUUGUGUGCCUGCUUGGGACCAUUGGCCUCUUCCUUCCCCCUUGGCUGGCUGGCAUGAUCUAAUGCUUGAGAGAAGUGUUGAAUAGAGGGGGGGGGGACAUACACAACCACCUUCACUUGAGUGAUGUUUGACAUUUAAAACGCAGCUGAACUCUACUUCAACACUGGGGAUGUGACUGAAGUUCAUGUAACACUAUACAGCUCAGUUUGCUGCCUCAUGAGCCAACACCCUCCACACCCCACCAAAACAAAAUUAGGAAACAUGAACUGUGCUGUUUUUGGGUCCUUCUCGCCAGUGGGGCACAAAUCCAAUGGGUUCGUGCUCUCUGCGGCAGUGGCAACUUGUCUCUGCUCGUCAGGCUCAGCUAUCCAGAUUUCGCUCGUCUUUCAUCGGCCUCAGGCGUUACUCCCUCAGCCUCACCUG